CUUUCUUCUUUUUUUAGUUUACCCUUUUUUUUUUUCCUCUAUCGGUUUUAUCAGUUUUAUUAAAUGAUUAUUAUGGAUAAUAAAAAGGAGAUACAAUUUAUUUUGAAUAAAAUGAAGUCAUUGAAUCCUCAUUUGUAUUGGGAUGACAGUAAUAGGAUACAAAAAAGUCUAUGGAAAACCUUUUCUAUUGCUAUGACAACCAUCCUUACCAUAACGUUGGAUAUGAUGAAUCUGGAGGAUUGUCAUUCCAAUAGUAUGGUGUCGAAUACAAUCAAAAUGAUGAGCGCUUCUACAAUAUUACUAUCCGUCCUACGUACUAUGAUUUCCACCCCAUUGAACAAUCAUCAUGAUCAAUACAAUAAUAAAAUCAAAAGGAAUAAGGAUGCAUGGAAUCAACCUCAUUGGCUGGUUGUCCCAAAUAUCAGGAGUACAACCAAAGAAACUGAUUUAUCGUCAUUGACUGAAUUGAUGGAAUCAAAUAUGAAUUCAAUUCUAAAAUCCAUCAGUGAUAUCAAAGGACGAAUUAUGACCUAUUCAUUUCAAAAUACCAUCAAGAAUCAGUUAACCACUUCAAUCAUCUUUCAUGCACAUCUAUUACUAGAUGCUCUACUUUUAUAUUUUUCGUCUUACAAUCAAAAUCAAUGGUCUCAAUCUUUAUUUGAAUUGAUGGUUCGAAACAAUCAUAGGGGUAAACAGAAACAAUGAAAAAGUUAUUUAGUCAUUCUCACUAUAAAAGAUGAUAUUAUUUAGUAACUCCAUUGAAUUUUCAUGCUUGGACCAGAGAAAAUGACAUCAUCCACAUCAAAUUUUUAAAAUCAAUCAUGGAUGAAU
This is a messenger RNA of Halteromyces radiatus, 831 nucleotides long. RefSeq lists its product as uncharacterized. The record is from RefSeq and is a predicted model, not a curated record. The transcript is spliced from 5 exons. Bases 64 to 705 code for a protein of 213 amino acids. NCBI's taxonomy places the organism in Eukaryota, Fungi, Mucoromycota, Mucoromycetes, Mucorales, Cunninghamellaceae.